This is a messenger RNA of Solanum dulcamara, 1227 nucleotides long. Its product is annotated as U11/U12 small nuclear ribonucleoprotein 25 kDa protein. Lineage: Eukaryota; Viridiplantae; Streptophyta; Magnoliopsida; Solanales; Solanaceae. Gene Ontology annotation, molecular function: protein binding. The record is from RefSeq and is a predicted model, not a curated record. Gene Ontology annotation, cellular component: U12-type spliceosomal complex. Gene Ontology annotation, biological process: mRNA splicing, via spliceosome. The coding region runs from base 155 to 1099 and encodes 314 amino acids. The transcript is spliced from 9 exons.
ACCAUUUUUGUGUAAAAUAUUUUACACUUUGAACAGCUAUUGCUGCUUUCACUUGUCCCAUUUUCUUCUCCUUCGUUGGAAGCCCGUGAUUUUCAAUUCCAGAAAAUUUUCAUCAAUCCAAUAAAUACAUUGGUUUUAUAAUUGUGUGAUUCUGAUGGGGCACCAUGAGACAAGUUCUUCUAGAAGUAGGGACAGGUCUCCCUCACAGCAGAGGCACAGGCAUCGGCGUAAGGGCCGGGAUUUGGAUAGAGAAAUGUCAUCUGAAAAAAGAGAACGAAGGUCAGGAAGAGAUGUAACUGAGCAUAGGUCUCCUAGGCUGAGACACGAUUACUCCUAUUCGGCUUCAGAUCAUCAAAGCAUGGAUCAUCACAGAUCCAGUUCAAAUUUUAAUGUAGAUACAGAAAGACAAAAUGAGGUCUUCGACCCAACUGGUUCCGAAAACCGGAAGGACAGAGAUGUUAGCAUGGCUAAAACGAAGGCAGAUGAAAAGGACCUCGAAGCUAAAGAGGAGCAUAUGACAUUGUUAGAGAUGUCCGGAGAUCCUACUACAGAAUCUAAACAACUCACAGCUGAGGGAAGAAUGGAGGAAACCAACAUUUCACUGGAAUAUAGUAGCGACAUGAAGAAGGCAAGACUCCAUUCAACACUGGUUGCUCUCCUCAACGAUCCUGUGCUUGCUGAUAUACCAAAAGAACCAACUCUGACAGAUGUGGACACCCUUAUCAGCUUGGAACUUGGGAGUGCCAUGCGUAUCUCUAUACUCAAAUUGGAUGGCAGCUCCUUUGAUGUGACAGUGAUGAAUUCCGCAACAGUUAAAGACUUGAAACAAGCUGUUCGGAAAAGGAUUGAUUACACCGAGCAAUCUAAGAUGGGCCAUCGGCACAUUUCUUGGAGGCAUGUCUGGUCAAAUUUUUGCCUUUUAUUCCACAAUGAGAAGUUGCUAGAUGAUACCGCUAAACUUCAGGACUACGGCAUUAGGAACAAUGCUCAGGUGCAAUUCAUUCCCUACGUCAUCUCGAGGGCCUAUAAGAGGCAUUCAAAGAGGAGAAAGCACAGAUUCUUUCAUGGCCUAAGCAAAAAGGGGCGAACAACAGAUUGAAUCAGGGGUUAGAUUACUGCAUACUCUUAACUACAGAAUCAGCUUCUGAGAUGAAACCAUUAUUGUAAUAACAAUAUCUAUGAUUAUUAGAUCUUAAUAUAUAAUUAAUAGUCUAUUUGAUAUCCAAC